AUUAAGCACUCUAGUCGAUUCUAUAUUUCGAAUCUGGUGUUUCUCUUCUUUUCAAUUCCCAUUCAAUUUCGAUACUGCGUAAAAACGACGCCGGCGAUCCUCAGCUAUUCUUUAUCUCUUUCUCGGGUUGAAGGAUUAUGUUCUUCUCGAGGUUUUGUAAGCUAGGAGUUCAUGCUAUCGGGAACUUGGAAAAAUCUGCUACUCUAACAGUGAGGACUUCAUACGCCCCCAAGGCUCAUAAUCAGUAUUUAGGCUCAGUGAGAAACAAAUUUUUUUGCAGUACAGCACCUCAAGACAAGGAAACAAUAAAUGUAAUAUUUUGCGACAAAGAUGGAGAAGAGACGCAUAUAAAGGUCCCAGUUGGGAUGUCGAUGCUAGAAGCUGCACACGAGAAUGACAUAGAACUUGAAGGGGCAUGUGAAGGAUCUCUUGCAUGUUCCACCUGUCAUGUAAUCGUGAUGGACGUGGACCAAUAUAACAAAUUAUCUGAGCCAACCGAUGAGGAAAAUGACAUGUUAGAUCUGGCAUUUGGCCUGUCAGAAACAUCUCGUCUAGGUUGUCAAAUCAUUGCCAAACCCGAACUUGACGGACUGCGUUUAGCCAUACCUGCAGCUACACGGAACUUUGCUGUUGAUGGAUUUAAGCCAAAACCUCAUUAGAUCAUAUUCUUGCAUAUAGAAGAUGGAAAUAAGUCCCUUCGGUGGCUGGUGAACUGUUUCCGAGUGGUUGAUGUUUCGCCGCCUUUCUUUAUGGUUGUAUCUCCGGAGAAGGCUAGGCUUCUGAGUAACUAGUGGUGUAAUGAGCGUUAUGUCACAGUAAACGAGAUAAUUCAUUUUUGAAGGAGAGCACAGCUUCAUUGCUUGCGUUCUUAA
Molecule: messenger RNA, 872 nt
Organism: Salvia hispanica
Lineage: Eukaryota; Viridiplantae; Streptophyta; Magnoliopsida; Lamiales; Lamiaceae
Biological process (GO): P450-containing electron transport chain
Cellular component (GO): mitochondrion
Molecular function (GO): electron transfer activity; 2 iron, 2 sulfur cluster binding
Source: RefSeq, a predicted model, not a curated record